AUGAGAUUCUCGACGAGGUUCACGCCGGAGGUCCUUAUCGAGGCCCCUCGUCGGGGUCCGGCCGUCGCCAAUCCAGAUGGCACAAAAGCUCUCUUUACUUGCUCAACCCACACAAUCGGGGGUGAGACCGUCAAGGAAAUAAAGGUUCUUGACAUACAUACAGGAUCAUCACAGCUUCUCACAGCUAGCAACAAGGCACAUGACGCAGCCUGGCUCGAUACGAGUUCGGUCGCCUACCUUCAAUCUGCAGAGAAGGGCAGCACGGAAUUGAGGGUUGCAAAGCUGCAAGACAAUGAGAGAGGUGGUGUUUCGGGUCAAGACUCGGCUGUCAUCGCCACAUUCCCUGGCCCAGUCCUGAACCUGAAGCUGAGGGCAUUGGACGAUGACAGCGUGGCUGUUGCGUUGGUCGGCAGAGUCGACUCUAGUGGGCAGUUGUUCAACGAAGAGACCGAGGAGAGAACAAGCUCAGUGAGAGUAUACAACGAUUUCAAUGUUCGCUUAUGGGACAAGUACCUGAAGCCGCAGAAGUACACGAUCUGGUACUCUCGCCUGGUCAGAACUUCAACACCACUACGCGCUCAACGUGACGAUGCACAGCUGACUUCACCAUGGGUAAUGGACGGCUCAUUGAGAAAUCUACUCCCCCAUAACCCAGAGAUGGAGGCCCCGUUCGGCAUGGAUGACGGCCUAGGCGACUCCAUGAGCUCUUUCGACCUGGCUGAACGAGGAAUUAUCUUCACAGCAUGUGACCCGCAGAAUCGGAACCCGCUGUACAGAGUGACGACGAAGGUCUACAUUGUCCAUCUCAACUCGUGGUCAGCUCAUGAUUCACCAACAGUACCCAAGGAGGUCCCGGUUUUUGGAGACGAGUCAAGAGGGACCUGUUCCAACCCUCGCUUCAGCCGAGAUGGGCGGAUGGUCGCAUUCCUCAAGAGGCCAGCUGAGAGAUAUGAAGACAACAGACUGUACCUCGCAGAACUCGAACAGGGUCACAGCGAUGGGACGCAAGGGGCACGCUCUGCGACUGCCAUCAACGUCUGGACCAUGGUGACAGGGACGAAGUGGGAACUUGUGCCGGAUAGCUUUGAGUUCUCCGGCGACGGGCACUCCUUGUUCCUCACUGCGCAAGAUCACGGCCAAGUCGCGCUGUAUCGGCUGAGCUUGCAGCCCAACGCAGUGCCGCAGAUAGUGCUCAGAAACGGGUCCGUGUCGAGGUUUCAGUCACUGGCCGACGGAUCCCCGGAGAAGCUCCUCGUGACGACAACUACUUUUGUGGAAACUUCGCUCUAUCAAAUUGUCGACGGGUCUGGCAGGUCUGAGGUCAAAGUCGUAUCGUCAGCUUCGCAGAACGGUGCUAAACUAGGUCUGUCCCCUGAGCAGAUUGGAGAAAUCUACUUUCAAGGCGCUGGUGACUACUUCGUGCAGGCGUGGGUCAUCAAGCCUCGCAACUUCGAUACGUCCAGGAAAUAUCCUCUCUGCCUCCAUGUUCAUGGCGGUCCUGCCUCCGCUUGGAAUAACGGAUGGAGCACCAGAUGGAAUCCGGCGGUCUGGGCUGAGCAGGGCUACAUUGUAGUCGCCCCGAACAUCACAGGUUCGAUCGGGUUUGGGCUUGAACAUACUGAAAGAGUAUUCGGCUCAUGGGGAGGAAGUCCGUAUGAGGAUCUUGAGAAGUGUGUGGAGCAUAUCAGCGACAUGCCCAAUCUUGAUCUUGACAACGCCGUCGCGGCAGGUGGAAGCUAUGGCGGAUACAUGAUGCUGUGGCUUCAGGGCCAGAGUUUAGGACGAAAGUUCAAAGCUCUUGUCUGCCAUGAUGGCAUCUUCCACCUCCCGAGCUUCCUCCUUGAGAGUGACGUGAAUAUUGGCACAGAGGACUUCAGGGGCACCCCUUACAUCUGGAACAACAUCGCGGAGCUGGACAAAUGGAAUCCUGCGCGUCCAGACCUCUUGAGAAAAUGGAAAACGCCAAUGCUCGUCGUGCACUCUGACCUGGACUUUCGCUGUCCCGUCACCGAGGGCAUAGCUGCAUUCAACACUUGCCAGGCGCUCGGUAUCCCCAGCCGCUUCAUCAACUUUCCGGACGAGAAUCACUUUGUUUUGAAGGAGGAAAAUUCUCUUCAAUGGCACCGGGAAAUACUUGCGUGGAUCAACCACUAUUCUGGAGUUUCCAACGGAACAGACAAUUUCGCGAAGUAAAACUUCCCCGGACAGACACCUGGCAGGCCUGUUGUACUGUCUACCAGCCGCAGCAGUACGAACCGAUGACCCUCCUUGAGCUGAACCGAUGGAGUCUUGCCACCCGAGCCUGAUUUGAUCAUUGAUUAGAUCUUUUCGACGCCGCAUUACGAAUUACAUUGCAUGUUUGCAUUGUGAGGAAAACAGGCAACCCCAUCUUGGCCGGCACAUGUCAUCAUCCAUCGAUCUUUCAUGUCCAAGUAAUCACAAAAUCGGCCUUGGAUCGUCCGUGAUCUCGCAGCUAUGCGUUGGGGCGUCCAUGAAGACAUCUUUCAGGAUUAUUCUGCCGGCCAGAUCCAAACUUUCAUGGUGUGGUUUCAAGUGAAUAUCCAGUUGCAGGGUGCAAGUCCAGGCACGGCUCCAGGGGGAAAGAGGGGAUGGGACUCAUUGAUAGGAUAUAUAAUAACCAUGGUAGCGUGUUGUGGGGAAGUUGACGGUAAUUUAUUUCGGACC
This is a messenger RNA of Cryphonectria parasitica EP155, 2685 nucleotides long. RefSeq lists its product as uncharacterized. Gene Ontology annotation, molecular function: serine-type endopeptidase activity. Gene Ontology annotation, biological process: proteolysis. The transcript is spliced from 6 exons. The record is from RefSeq and is a predicted model, not a curated record. NCBI's taxonomy places the organism in Eukaryota, Fungi, Ascomycota, Sordariomycetes, Diaporthales, Cryphonectriaceae. The coding region runs from base 1 to 2193 and encodes 730 amino acids.